Camellia sinensis is the source of this 1465-nucleotide messenger RNA. Its product is annotated as protein TEEBE. NCBI's taxonomy places the organism in Eukaryota, Viridiplantae, Streptophyta, Magnoliopsida, Ericales, Theaceae. The record is from RefSeq and is a predicted model, not a curated record.
UAUAUAUAUAGCUCUCCCUCAUCUCUAUCCUCAUUUCAGUACACAGGUAUCAGCAAAUGGCUCCGGUUCUAUCUCUAUGCUCUGUUUUGUUCAUCUUCUCUCUCUACAGCAUCUAUGCUUCUGCAGCUCCUCCUCCUCUUCAACCACAUCUUGAUGGACUUCUUGCAAAUGGAGACUUUGAAAUACCACCAAAGCCCUCAAACCUCAACAAAACAGUGAUCAAAGGAAAACAUUCACUACCCAACUGGGAAAUCAAUGGCUUAGUUGAGUACAUGUCAGGUGGGCCUCAGCCAGGUGGCUUCUACUUUGCCAUUCCACGUGGCGCCCACGCAGUGAGGCUAGGAAAUGAAGCAUCAAUCUCUCAAAAUGUGACUGUCAACACUAUUGGUGCAAUUUAUUCUCUCACCUUUGGAGCCACAAGAACCUGUGCACUUGAUGAGGUGUUGAGAGUCUCUGCCUCUGGUCUCUCUGCUGAUCUUCCAAUUCAGACCUUGUAUAGCAGUGAUGGUGGUGAUACUUAUGGGUGGGCUUUCAUGGCUAGUUCUAAAGUUGUUAAGGUCACUUUUCAUAACCCUGGGAUUCAAGAGGACCCUACUUGUGGACCCCUAUUGGAUGCCAUCGCUAUCAAAGAGCUUCCGCCUCUCACUUAUACUAGAGGUAACCUAGUAAAAAACAGUGGAUUUGAAAUUGGUCCACAUGUGUUCAAGAACUUCUCAACAGGAGUCCUCCUCCUCCCCAAAAAACAAGACCUAAUUUCACCAGUCCCUGGAUGGAUCAUUGAGUCACUCAAACCAGUCAAAUACAUAGACUCAAGACACUUCUUUGUCCCCUCCGGACUCGCCGCACUUGAACUAGUUGGAGGGAGAGAAAGUGCCAUUGCCCAAGUCAUAAGAACAAUCCCAAAUAAGUUAUACAACCUCACUUUCUCCAUUGGAGAUGCCAAGAAUGGUUGCCAUGGAUCGAUGAUGAUCGAAGCUUUCGCUGCAAAAGAAACCCUAAAAGCCCCCUAUGCAUCUCAUGGAAAGGGUGGGUUCAAGAAUGCAAGUUUCAAGUUCCAAGCAAUUUCAGCUAGGACAAGGCUCACAUUUUACAGUUCAUUUUAUCACACUAAGGUUCAUGACUACGGUCAAAUAUGUGGCCCAGUCUUGGACAAUGUUAGGGUUGUGAGUGUAUCCUAGUCAUUUUGAGUGAAUUUGUUAGCUCAUGUUCUAGCACUCAAAUGAGUUAUGAGUAAUUUUGGUUAGAAGCUGAGUGAGUAAUGGUCUAGAUAUAGGGGAUUGUAUGUAAUGAAUGGCCUUGUGGGUUAAAAGGGGGUCAUGUGUGAGUCAUAUUGUAGUUGUUUUUUUUUUCUUCAAGUUGGUGAGUUUGAGCAUGUCCUAUAAUAUGUAAGGAUAUGUUUGAACUUUCUCUUUAUCAAUGACCUUAAUAAUAAAAUACUACUAUCAAAAGAUAUGAUUAGAAAAUA